Molecule: messenger RNA, 648 nt
Organism: Haemonchus placei
Lineage: Eukaryota; Metazoa; Nematoda; Chromadorea; Rhabditida; Trichostrongylidae
Source: the annotation of a GenBank genome assembly
UUGCGACGUCUCUACUCGGAUUACUUCAAUGAACCCGUUGUUACUCGACCGAUAGUGCUUUCCGCCGACGAUAAACAAUUUCAAAUUGGACAGGUGCUUCUUCCUCGGAAACGAUGCAUUGAUGAGAAAAGUACGUGGCGAAUGCUAGCCAGUCAGAGCACUUUGAUACAUCAAUUGUCUGUGUGCAUAGAUAUGAAAUGGAUGCCCUUGAUUAUUGGGCCCAGAAAUUGUGGCAAGCGUUCGGCUCUAGAAUGUCUAGCACAAAUUUGCGGUGUUGAGCUUCAUACCAUUCUGCUCACUCCCGAGACGGAUGCACAGGAACUCAUCGGUUCAUAUGAGCAGGUGGUCGAUAAUUCUGCUCUUAACGAUGCUAAAACAACUUUGUGUAGCCUCUUGGAGCAACACGUUGACGAAGGUGUACUGAAGAAAUUAAACGAUGCUGACGAUGUGACACAGUUGGAGAUGAUAGCUGAGAUUGAACUCGUUGACAUGAAGGAAAGCAACAGUAGUGUGGUUGAUGAGUGUCGUGAAGUGCUGGCUCAUGCUGCCCGAUCUGCAAUGCGAUUCGAGUGGAUCGACAGCUUGUUUGUACGUGCGUACCUGGACGGGCAUUGGUUGCUGAUAGAAGAUGUGAAUCUAUGCAGGUGA